AUGGAUACAGCAGUAUCCAAUCCAUCGGUGGCCAUGGCACAGGGCCAGAAGCAAGCAAUCCACCCUUUUUUCCAACAAGAGCUUGCAGUCUCAGAGAAAACUGGAGGGCCAAAUGCCUCUAGCAAUUCGAUUGAAACGAGCACCGAUAUAUUUACUCUUCCCUCGGUCCAAGGCCAGCAGGACCUCGAAGUGCACCGACACCGAAAGGCAACACCCUCUCCAAAUCCAUCACAACACCCAAAGGAACACGAAAAUAAGAAUCCCUUGAGUCCAGAGGAGGACCUCAAUGCAAGCCGAAGAAAACGACGAAAGAACGAUAAGACCAAGAACGUUGAACAUGAUGGCUCUCGGAAAGCUGGUUUAUCGGGAUGGCUUGGGAAGGAUAUUUUAGUGCCAGAGCCAGAACCACCGACCGUUCUUACACCAGAAAUCGCGACAAAUGAUCUGCCAGUCUCCCUCGCAUUAAACGGACCUCAAAACCCCCAUACCCAAGAAACGAUAUCGGCCGAACCGUUAGCAUUGACAAAAACCUUGGAUCCAAACCGCAAAAUCCUCAAGCUGAACUCGAAUGGGAGAUUGCGGAGCUCGCCUCCUCAAAACCCCCAAACAACGGUUGACCAGACUCGGAAAGCUCCCAAACGUGGUCGACCUCAAAAACCUCCAAGCAAAUUGGUCAUUAUUGGAUACAGCGUGGCUGGAGAAAGGAACAUUGGCCAAUUGAUUGACGAUAUUCUCAGUGGGAAGCAUAUCACUACCCCGAGGGUACUUACACCACCGCAAAAAUUGAUUGUUCGCCCACAAACCAACGUAAACAAGCCAACGCACCCGUUCUUUUCCAAAAAGCCCCCUCAAAAGACCCUCACUGAGGUCGAACCGCCUAUUUCGACCGCGAACCCCAGGCUACCUCUUAAAUCCAACUCAUCAUCAACGAUCGAGCAAAGAAACUUCCUACCUUCGGCAUCACUAUUUGGCCGUUCGAAGGCGAAGUUUCCUGAACUUGUUCAUCCAUUAUGGCCCCCGCGAGAAUUGGUUCACGUCAGGUACAAUGCGUCACACUCGGAUAUCUCUACCUCUGUGCCCACUGUAUCUCAGCAUGAUCGCAAGAAAGCCAAACUACCAACUAUCGUGAUCAAUGAUGGUGAAAAUGCCACCCUUGCGAGCACUGCAUUGGCACGAACAGCUGGCCAGAAGAGUUUGGAAGAAGGUUUCAGUCACCGCCCAGCGCUUCGCCUUCCAGCUCGACAUAAUGCUAGUGGAAAAGUUCUGGAAGGCGGGAUUAUGACCCAGUUGUCUUGCCCUUUGCCUGGUGAACCUCCCAUCAUCCACCCCCCAUCUAUCGCCAAACUCCGUUUAAGUCUACAUGAUUCCUUUUCCGCUUUUGACUCCGGUAAAUAUGAAUCUCAACUAUGGCCACAAAAGUAUGCUCCAAAAUCAGCCGAGGACGUUCUGCAGAUUGGGCGUGAGCCACAAGUGCUACGGGACUGGCUCCGUCAUCAUAAGAUCACCGCGGUAGACACAGGAAAGUCUUCACACGAGAACAAGAAGUCAAAGUCAAAGCCUGAAAAGAAACGGAAAAAGCGACAGAAAGCAGAAAAGCUCGAUGGAUUUAUUGUCUCCAGCGAAGAAGAGGCAUCCGAAAUGGAUAAUCUCUCUGGCUCGGAUGAUGAGCUGGCUGGCGGAGUGACUGUUUCCGCCCCUCGAACUGUUGUACGAUCUGGAGAUAUAGGUCUAGGCUCCGAAAAUGCUUCUGGUAAGGCUCAACUCACCAACGCCAUCCUUUUAAGUGGCCCUCCUGGCUGCGGAAAAACCGCCUCUGUGUAUGCCAUCGCCAAAGAGCUUGACUUUGAAGUAUUUGAGAUCAACCCCGGUAGCCGUCGAAGUGGCAGAGACAUGCUGGAAAAAGUGGGUGACAUGACACGAAAUCAUCUUGUUCACCUUCUUAACGAAUGCGACGAAUCCUCUGCCAAGCCGCGAGAUAUUGCGGUAAACGAACCGAAGCAAAACAAAUUGAUGGGCUUCUUCAAAGGCCAACCUUCAAAAACAGAGAAACAAAGCGAUAUAAGAGCAACUGCUACCAAUGAGCCUGAGAGUGACCAGAAGCCUCGGGAACAAAAGCAAUCUUUAAUUCUUCUAGAGGAAGCAGAUAUACUUUUUGAAGAAGACAAGCAGUUUUGGACAGGAGUUUUCACCCUCAUCAGCCAGUCCCGCCGCCCGAUCAUUAUCACUUGCAACAAUGAGAGCUUGAUUCCCAUUCAAGAAAUGUCAUUACACGCCAUACUACGCUAUCAGACACCGCAUCCAAAUUUUGCUCUCGACUACUUGCUUCUCGUUGCUGCCCAUGAAGGGCAUUGCCUGAAGCGGAAGGAUGUGAGUAAGCUUUACGCUGGAUCUGGCUGUGACAUCCGGCGAGCUCUCAUGGACCUCAACUUUUGGUGUCAGAUUGGUGUUGGCAGUGAAAAAGCAGGUCUCGACUGGAUCUUGCCCUUUUGGCCACCAGAAAAGAAUGUUGACCGUGAAGGUGAUCGCAUUCGAGUGCUGAGUCUCAAUUCAUAUCAAUCAUGUAUGGGUUGGUUCAAUCGGGAUCUUUUCCUCGCUGAAUCUCCUCUGGCAAAAGAGGCCGAGGCCUUGCGGAACACCUCUCAAUGGUUCCGCCUUGGACUUCAAGAUAUAGAAGAUGCGAGUGGAUCUACCAAUGCAGAGCUCUUGUCUUCUGCUGAAUUCUCCUCAAAGUCUAAGGUCGAGCAACUAGAGUUGCUAAUCGAUGAGUUGGAUUACUGCGAGAUGAGAAGCUCCCUUGAUAUUCUUUGCUCGGGAUGUUCCUAUAAUAAGUUCGAUGAUAUUCUUGACACUAGCGCUCCGCCAAUGCUCGAGUCUCACCGAUCAAACUACGUUGACGCUCAUCCACUCCUCCAAUCGGAUCUACUUCCUGAAUAUAACGCCUUGAGGGAGGAUAUCAGCACAACGACUGCCGCUUUGAUAUCUCGUACUUUCCGUCCCACUGACGAAGACGUUGAAUCUGUCUCCAUUGACCGAAUCUCUGAAGGUUGGGCCCAGAUAGCGGAAAGACGGCAGGUUACCCCAUCUGACUACACCGGAUUUCAAAGAGUUUUUGGGCCUAUAAUGCGGGCUCGGCACAGUACAUCAACAGGUCGCCUAGCACCAUCGUUUGAAAACGGCCUUGCCGCCAUCACCGAAGAUCUUGCGCCAUACAUUCGUGGAAUUAUGUCAUUUGAUGGUCGUCUCAAGACAUACCGUGAUAGUCUUCAUGCAAUCUGGGCCGAGGAGCAGGGGCGGGGAGAUGUUCGGGCGAGAACCACCCGGGCUAGUCGAGCCGCGCUCGAAGGAAGCGAUAAAGCAUUCACACGAAAGGAGAGAUGGUUCCCCGAUGAAACCAAUUAUUUCCACGUGCAAGGCACCGGUGAGCCCGAGUGGCAGGAUGCCUUAUUCCAGAUGGGCCAUUUCCAAGUGAUGAAUCAUCUACAAGUGCAGGAAAGUCUGCCGGCGAAGGUGAACCCAAGCACCCCAGAUGGUGUCUAG
This is a messenger RNA of Penicillium verhagenii, 3537 nucleotides long. RefSeq lists its product as uncharacterized. Gene Ontology annotation, molecular function: ATP binding; ATP hydrolysis activity; DNA binding. The transcript has 3 exons. NCBI's taxonomy places the organism in Eukaryota, Fungi, Ascomycota, Eurotiomycetes, Eurotiales, Aspergillaceae. The coding region runs from base 1 to 3537 and encodes 1178 amino acids. The record is from RefSeq and is a predicted model, not a curated record. Gene Ontology annotation, cellular component: nucleus.